AUGCCUCCAGGCUCAAAGAACGCUUACAGAGGAAGAAUUCGAAGCCGGGCAAGUUCAUAUUGCGAUGGAAGCCGCGUCUUUGUCAUUACUGAUGAACCAUACAUGGAGCAAGCCAUCAGGAGGGGUGACCAUGUGUUUUUGAGGGUCACGCCUACUACUGGUAUUGGGAGGUCCAUUAAAGCGAGAAAGUUAUCUCCUAGAUUUCUUGGACCCUUUGAAAUUCUGGAGAGAAUUGGAGAAGUAGCCUAUCGAGUUGCUUUGCCACCGCACCUGUCCAACGUACAUGAUGUGUUCCAUGUGUCCCAACUAAAGAAGUACCACCCUGAUCCGUCUCACAUCUUAGAGCCUGAGGAGGUGGAGCUGGAUGACAAUCUAACUUACCAGGCUGAACCGGAAAGGAUCCUUGAUGUGAAGGACAAGCAGUUGAAGAAUAAGACCAUUCGAUUGGUGAAAGUCUUCUGGAAGGGCAUGAGUCCUGGUGAUGCCACCUGGGAGACAGAGGAAAGGAUGCGACGUGAUUACCCUCGUUUGUCUUCUUAG
Molecule: messenger RNA, 540 nt
Organism: Neltuma alba
Lineage: Eukaryota; Viridiplantae; Streptophyta; Magnoliopsida; Fabales; Fabaceae
Exons: 3
Coding region: 1-540 (179 amino acids)
Source: RefSeq, a predicted model, not a curated record